Molecule: messenger RNA, 1588 nt
Organism: Morus notabilis
Lineage: Eukaryota; Viridiplantae; Streptophyta; Magnoliopsida; Rosales; Moraceae
Product: alpha-crystallin domain-containing protein 22.3
Exons: 4
Coding region: 237-887 (216 amino acids)
Cellular component (GO): nucleus
Source: RefSeq, a predicted model, not a curated record
UCAGUCUACAGAGAGCUCGGAAGAACACACUGUUGUACUUUUGUUUAAACGCACAAAAAUUGUUUAUUUUUCUUUUUCAUUUUUUCGCAUAUUCUUCGACUUCUCUCCCAUGGCGUCUCCUUCCUGUUAUGAACUUGAGGUAAUCUUACAGCUUUGGGAAUCCAAGAAGUGAAAGUGGUGAGCCAGAGAAAAUAAAUCUCAAAAGACCAAUUCUUGCGGUGGCGCCUCUUGAUAGUAUGCCGUAUAUUGGUCCGCCGAUGCCUGGAUUUGCUUGUUCAAAGCUCUUUGAGAAUCCAAGAAGUGAAAGUGGUGCGCCAGAGAAAAUAAAUCUCAAAAGACCGAUUCUUGCGGUGGCGCCUCUUAAUAGUAUGCCGUAUAUUGGUCCGCCGAUGCCAAAUAGCUACACUGCUUCGUUGCCUGCUAAGGACAGUGUGAAUGUGGAAAGGGUUGGACCAGCUAUUAUAUUUUUGUCCUCUUUCACAACACGGGAAGACUGGGAUAAUUUAAUGGCGAGCAACAAACUUGGUGUUGCGCUGACAGGAAGCGCUGCUAUGGGCAAGAUUGGAUCAAUAAUAGGACUAAUGGACAUUGGCGAAUGUGAGGAUUCGUACUUGUUUCGUGUCUCCCUUCCUGGGGUAUCAAGGGAUGAGAGUGAAUUUAGUUGUGACAUUGAACCUGAUGGUAAAGUACUAAUCAAAGGAGUGACUACUACUGGGGAGCAGAUAGUGUGCAAGAACUCCCAAAUCUUUCACAUGCUCACACGAAACUUAUGUCCACCGGGACACUUCUCUAUCUCAUUCCAGCUUCCUGGUCCAGUUGAUCAGCAGCAAUUUUCUGGAUCUUUUGGGACUGAUGGGAUUUUGGAAGGCAUUGUGAAAAAAAGGUGAACCAAAUUUUUUUUUUCUUUGUUGCUGUAAGCAAUGCAUUCGACAAUGGAGCCUGGCUUUGUUUGAGUAAUGGACUUCGUGCAAUUAGUGUAUUAUAUUUUAGAGAACGUUGAAGAAGAAUGUAGCUCAAGAACUUAGCUGAAUAUUGGAAUAUGAUAAGCUCUUGUGAUGCGGAGAGCUCAGUUAAGUUGCAUUGUAUUAUGCAAGAUUUGACUUUUUAAAGUCAAGAUUUUUUGCUUUAUUUCUUCUCUCUAGACUUGUGUUCUUAUUAGUCUCUAGUCAUUUGGCUUGGUCACGAUAUUUCCUUUGCUGUAAAGUUUAUCCGGUACAAGAUCAGUUACUUGUGAAAGUGUGGGGGGAUGAAGAAAACUGUUUUCUGCACCGUUUUCCUCCCUUUGCAUUAGAGUUGGACUUUUUUCUUGUUUUUUUUUCUUUUUUUUUCCUUUUCUUUUCUCUCCUCUUCUGAAAAUGUCCUUUUGAUGGGAUAAUUUUGCGAGAGUAACUUGCCGUUGUAAUUUUCACCGUGCUCGCUCUUACAGCAACAUUUAUUGUUGGAAGAGUGUCGGAUAAACAUUGUUCUUUAUGACUUUAGCCUAUAUCAUGCUAGUAAUAAAUUAUCUUUGAAGUAAUUUGCAUUUAGAUCAUGUUGCCAGAGAUUCAGCUAAAUUUAUUAAAUUUUAAAAGAAAACAUGUUUAAGCCA